Molecule: messenger RNA, 537 nt
Organism: Aspergillus terreus NIH2624
Lineage: Eukaryota; Fungi; Ascomycota; Eurotiomycetes; Eurotiales; Aspergillaceae
Product: hemerythrin domain-containing protein
Exons: 2
Coding region: 1-537 (178 amino acids)
Source: RefSeq, a predicted model, not a curated record
AUGCCUCUGAACAAGAACGAUGAGACUGCCAGUGGGCCUCAGCCACCGCUCUCUCCGAAGGACUUCCGAGUGUACAAUCGGAUGGCGGAACAGAUGCAACAGUUUCACAAUCAUUUCCGCUUGACUUGGAAUCAGCUGCAGGAUGCCUGUGAAGCCUCAGGAAAGCGCCCCGGCGGACUGUCUCCGCGUCAAUUGAUUAUGAUGGGCCUUGGAUUCUGCUCCCAGUUGGACUUUCACCAUUCCAUCGAGGAGGAGCACAUUUUUCCCGUCUUGGCCAAACGCAUGCCGGAGUUUCGUCGGGAGCUUUCCCUUUUGGGCCAGCAUCGCAAGAUCCAUAAGGGACUUGUCCAGCUCGAGGACUACCUGACUAAAUGCCGCUCCGGCGAGGUCGAUCUAGAACGCCCAGAAAUGAAACGCCUCAUGGAUGCGUUCGGAGAGGUGCUGUGGGCGCAUCUUGACGACGAGGUCCGUGCUCUGGAGGCAGAGAACAUGCGCAAAUACUGGUCUCUGAAGGAGAUGCCCACUCUUCCUAUGUGA